AUGUUGCGCAGAUACUUCCAUUCAAACAGCAGGGCUGCUCAGCGUGCAUGGGCUGAUUUCUCAAAGAGAUCAAGAUCGUUGGAAGUGAAAAAUGUAGCUGUAAAGGCGAAUAUUCUGAAUGGUAAUGAUCAACAAGGCCCUCCAUCUCUCAAAAGACGGUUUUAUAGAGUCAAGUACAACUCUCCAGAGUAUAUUAAUGAAAUGUUUUCCACGGCUUAUGAAUAUUUGUCCUCCAUCGCGGGCAGGACAUAUGCUCAGUUAGAGACAGAGACGGACCCUACCAAGCGUUCCCAAUUAGCAGUUGAGGCUGAAAUCAGAAAUCCUGAGGUACAAUAUAACUUUAUGUACAAUGACAAAUUGGAAAAUAACCCUUCAAUAAUAGACUACGAGCAACCAGUUUAUAGGCAUCUCGGAAGGGAACACUGGCACUCACGUGAUAGAAUGUUACUGAUGCAGCGUCUAGAAACCCUGGCUGCUAUUCCAGAUACCCUCCCAACGUUGGAUCCUGUAGCUGAAGUCAAUAUAAGAUUUCCUUUCAGUACUGGUGUGAAAAAAUGGAUCGAACCGGGCGAGGUGUUGAAUUCCAAUGUUACAUCUAUGGAGCCAUCUAUUAAAAUCCAAGAAUAUGACCACAAUUUGGACACAGAAAAACAACUGUAUACUAUUUUGGUUGUCAACCCAGAUGAGCCCAAUUUGGAUACGGACUCUUUCAAGACUACCUUGAACUUCGGCUUGAAAAACAUUAAAAUCGGCUACAACGACAACCUUGUAGACCCAAGAAAGUACAAUGAAUCGAAUGUCCUUGCUCCUUACACCCCUCCAGUUCCAGAAAAGAAUGCUGGUGUACAGAGAUUUGUAGUGUGGGUUUUCAGACAGGUUGGUGCUUUGUCUAUGGGUCGUUUGCCAACUUCGGUCAACCAAGACUUCAACAUUAGAGCUUUUGCUGAAGAAAAUAACUUAACUGCUAUCGGAGCACACAUAUGGAGAUCAACAUGGGACGCUAAUGUUGCAGCUGUUCGAGAAAAGUAUGGCAUGGACAAGGGUAGAGUUUUCCACAGAGUCCGUAGACCAUAA
Molecule: messenger RNA, 1074 nt
Organism: Eremothecium sinecaudum
Lineage: Eukaryota; Fungi; Ascomycota; Saccharomycetes; Saccharomycetales; Saccharomycetaceae
Gene: MRPL35
Product: mitochondrial 54S ribosomal protein mL38
Exons: 1
Coding region: 1-1074 (357 amino acids)
Source: RefSeq, a predicted model, not a curated record